Phytophthora nicotianae INRA-310 is the source of this 1564-nucleotide messenger RNA. RefSeq lists its product as hypothetical. The transcript has a single exon. Bases 58 to 1410 code for a protein of 450 amino acids. The record is from RefSeq and is a predicted model, not a curated record. NCBI's taxonomy places the organism in Eukaryota, Oomycota, Peronosporomycetes, Peronosporales, Peronosporaceae.
CGGAGUGAGGGUGGGAGGCUACUGUCGCACCUCUCGAAAUCAAGUAUCUGCCAAGCCAUGCGACAUCAGGUCGCUGUGCUGGUAGCAGUCGCCUUGCUAGUGGCUACUUCGACAGCUACGGGGUCGAACAUCAUGACAGAUACUCUGUCGUUCGAACGUCGACUCGAUAUUCCCACCAAAACGAACUCCAGGUCUCAUGAAACCCUCGAGGAUACGGCCGAAGACGAACAAGAAGGGAGAGGCGUUCUUCCCACGACUGUGGAGUCGGUCGCAGCCUCAUUAAAAAUCACCACUGAACAACUACAGUCUUGGCUCAAGGGCGGAAGUAAAUCAACUGAUGACGUUUUCAAGGCAUUGACACUUGACAGUGCAGCCGACGCCGCCAUAGCCAACCCGCAGCUGCAGACUUGGAUCAGCUACAUGAAGCUCUUCAACAAGGAGAAUCCAAAGCAGCAAACGAGUUUGGUUACGACUCUCGCUUCACAUUUCAAGUACCAUGAUCUGGCCAAGGCCAUUGAAGCUGCCAAGGCUGUUCCACAGACUGCCAAGUUUGCCAAAUGCCUUGAAUUCGAGCUGAUUCAACGCUGGUUGGCUCAAGAGAAAAACCCCGACGAAAUCUUUCAGCUGCUGAAACUUGAUAUCAUGAGAUAUGAUCUGUUUGAAAAACCUGAAUUGUUCACCUGGGUGAAAUACAUGGACGAUUUCAACGAAAUGUACCCUGAAAAGAAGACAAGUUUGUUUGCGAGAUUGUCGCGGCUUAUCCCCGACGAAAGUGCCUUGGUAGACAUGCUGAUCAAGGCGAAGAGCAUUGCGAGUACAGAGAAACUUGCGCUGCGAGUACAAGAAGAACAGACCAAGUUCUGGCUGCAGAAUGGGAAAACCCCGGAAGACUUGUUUACUCUGUUAAGACUGGACAAAGCUGACGGCAGUCUUCUUGAGAACCCGAUCUUCGACGCCUGGAUUAAGUAUGCGGAUGAUUUCCGUGAGAUGUACCCCAAGAUAAGUUUGGAUCCCAUUGCGACAAUCGACGAUUAUUACUCGAUUCCAAAGGUGGCAACGAUGAUUGUGGAAGCAACAGUUUCCCCAAGUACCUCCAAGAUCGCGUACAGAUUAAACACGGAGCAGUAUCGGGACUGGCUUAAUAGAUUUCAUCCAGCGGAAGUUUUCAUGAAGCUUGAGUUGGACAGAGCUGGAAAAAACUUAUUUCGGAGCCCACUCCUUGUCACUUGGCUGAAGUACGUUAGCUUUUACAGCAAAAAGAGGGGGAAGGUCAGUGCGACAUCGCUUCUGAAACAACGCUUUGGCAAACAACAACUUGACAAAAUGCUGCAAGAGGCACAGAAGGUCCCAGCUACGGAAAAGAUUGCUUCGGGAUUACUUAAUUCACUGCAUCACCGUUCGGCGAAAUAGUCUAAGAGCAGGGGGUAGUAAAAAAAAAAAUGUAGGGGGCUCCUGCUAGAACGUUAAUGGUACAUUAAGUACCGAAAAUGUAUGCGGAUCAUCAACCAUUGAAGGUGAUGACAGCAUGGGAUUAUUCAAUAGAUCAAAGUUCAAGCAUGGGCGU